Indicator indicator is the source of this 1434-nucleotide messenger RNA. It is a transcript of the gene MIPOL1, whose product is annotated as mirror-image polydactyly 1. The record is from RefSeq and is a predicted model, not a curated record. The transcript has 12 exons. Lineage: Eukaryota; Metazoa; Chordata; Aves; Piciformes; Indicatoridae. The coding region runs from base 1 to 1434 and encodes 477 amino acids.
AUGCGCGAGUUUGAGUUUGAGAGGCUGUCGGCUCAGAGGGGAGGGAAGGGACGGACAGGCUGCCGCCUCCCGGGAGGGCGAGCAGUGCUGAGAAGCUCUGAAAUCUUCAAGCAAAAACUGGACUCUGUGCCAGAUCAAACAAGUUCAGAAGAACAAAUGGAGAACUGGUCAAAAGAAACACACAACUUGGAACAGAAAAAAGAUGGGUUCUGUAUGGAAUUUCAGUGUCACCAGGAUUCUCAAAAAAAGGCAGAGUUUUUCAUGCAAGCAGAAGCUGAAGCACUGAACUUUUCGGAUUUGCCGGUAACCAGUCAAAGAAGAGGAGUCCAAAUCAGUUGUAAUUCCAAUCCUGAAGAACCAAGCACCAUAGAAAGAAAGGCUAACAGGAUGCUUCCUGAAUUUAAAUCCUCAUGGAAGGAUGCUGCAGAGUUAGGUGGAAAAACAGAAGCUGCAUUCCUUUUGAAAGAGCUGGACACUCUGAGAGCCAAAAAUAAAAAGCUUCAAGAUCAGCUCUCUGAAAAGGACCAGGAGCUGAAGACAAUAAAACUGGACUUAGAACUGCAAGAGAGGGCAACAGAAGCUAAGAUUGCAGAAAAGAUUGCAGCUCUGGUGGAAGAAGUUUAUUCUGCUCAACGGGAACGUGACGAGGCUGUCAUGGCAAGGCUUAGGUUAGCCAAUGAAGAGAGAGAUGAAGCAUUGCUACGAGUCCAGCGUUUAGAGGAGUCUCUCAAAGAGCUAGAAAAUAUUAACCCUGAAGAAAAUGACAUGACAUUACAGGAAUUACUGAACAGAAUAAACAAUGCAGACACUGGGAUAGAUAUACUGAAGAAUGGAGCUAUAAUUCUGAAUCAAAUACACAGGACCAAAGAACUUAAAAAGAAAAUAAUAGCUGAGGAAAUGAAUGCAGUAAUAGAACAACGGGAUGCUGCUUUGUCUCAAUGCAAACGGCUAGAGCAGGAGCUUCAUCAUCUGAAAGAGCAGAACCAGACUUCAGCAAACAACACGAGACAUCUGACUGCUGAAAACAAUCAAGAACGUGCUCUGAAGGCACAACUGAUAGCCUUGCAAGAAGAAAAGGAGGCUGCUCUUCAACAGUGCAAAAAAUUAGAAGAAGAAACCCAGAUGCUGCGUCUUUAUUACAGCUUAUACAACUCUUUGUCUGGAGGAAUGAAUCUGAAGGAGCAGCUUAGCUUUGGUACUUCUGAAGGUGGCUUGCAAGGCAGGGAGGAUGUCAUGACCCUUGCCUAUCGCCAGAUUGAAGAUCUGGCAGCUCAGCUGCAGCAGGCUCAGUCAGAGCAGAAGGACACAGAGCUGAAGCUCCAGAAGGCCCUGGAGGCUUCACAGGAAGCCAAUGAAAAAGUUCAGAAGUUGGAAAGGCUGGUGGAAGUCCUGAGGAAGAAGGUUGGAGCAGGGACCAUUAGGACCGUGAUCUGA